Dreissena polymorpha is the source of this 1706-nucleotide messenger RNA. RefSeq names its product fork head domain transcription factor slp2-like. Gene Ontology annotation, biological process: regulation of transcription by RNA polymerase II. The transcript has a single exon. The coding region runs from base 177 to 1457 and encodes 426 amino acids. The record is from RefSeq and is a predicted model, not a curated record. NCBI's taxonomy places the organism in Eukaryota, Metazoa, Mollusca, Bivalvia, Myida, Dreissenidae. Gene Ontology annotation, cellular component: nucleus. Gene Ontology annotation, molecular function: sequence-specific double-stranded DNA binding; DNA-binding transcription factor activity.
UUAAUGUGAUUUUUGCUAACAAGGCUGAAAGCUUUGGGUGAAAAGUGUAUAUUUGGUAUAAUAUUGGAGACUGCUUCUUAAGUCGAUUAAUUAAUUUAAGUGUAUGUAGAAACGGAAUAUUGUGGCAUUGAGUUGACAGCGUUGAUGGUCACACAAUAUAGGACGUAUGCAUAGAAAUGGUUCAAUCCUUUGAAAUGAAUGCUAAAACACAGAUGUCUACCAUGCAAUUUCACCCGUUUAGUAUCCGCCGUGUUUUGGGGGAAACGGACAAAAUUAAUGUCACUGAAAACGCACAUAGGAGCGAAAUAUUGGCAGACAGUUGUCAGGGCGAACAAAGCACGAGCGAUAUACCUGACACGGAUUCGAACUUUUCAAAAGACAACCUAGACAGUGAUGAUGAAGAAAUCAACGUGGAUGGUGAUAUUUCAGUGGAUGAUUGCGAAGAUACAGACACUGGCGCUAAUGAACCAAACGAACAAUUCUCAGAACCGGAAAGUGAUCAUAACGAAACAAAAGAACUCUUAAGGCAGGGUGAAGUGGUUAAUAAAGACAUAAAGCACUGUGACAUAGACGUCGAGGAGGCAUCGAAAAAGCCAGAGAAGCCGCCGUUCAGCUACAAUGCGUUGAUAAUGAUGGCGAUUCGUAGUAGCGCUGAUAAGAGACUCACAUUAAAUGGUAUUUACGAGUUCAUUAUGAAAAACUUUCCGUAUUACAAAGAAAACAAACAAGGGUGGCAAAACUCUAUUAGACAUAAUUUAAGUUUAAACAAAUGUUUCGUCAAAGUGCCGCGUCAUUACGACGAUCCCGGAAAGGGUAAUUACUGGAUGCUGGACCCGUCAGCGGACGACGUUUUCAUUGGCGGAACGACAGGAAAGUUACGUCGACGCUCCACGACGGCGUCACGUAGCCGACUCGCAGCGUUCAAGCGGAUGGGGUUUCCGCACUUGCAGUCGAUAGCGGCAUACAGCGGACUAACCGGAGAACGACCGUCGCCAUAUUCGUGGCCGUACUCACAGCUGUAUCAAAUGCAGGUUCAAGGCCCUACCGGUAUCCCGGGACUCGGUCUGACGUCUUUUCCUAUGUACCCUUACUACUCUCGCGUUCUUUCAUCAGCAGCGGCGGCAGGCCGGGUAUCAAAUCGUUUGAAUUUUUCUGUAGACCGGAUACUCGGAAACGAGCCGGUGAAUUUAACGUCGUCUUCAAAUGUGCACGAUUUUACGUCGAAUAAGCCAUUAACAAGUCUUCCGUCGUCGCCCGCGGCUAGGGGAUUGUUUAGCCCGAUGAUUCAGAACCUUUACCGGCAGGCGGCGACACAUGGGGCGCUGUCACCCGGUAGCCUUAGUGGACUUGACCUUAGCGUCAACAGUAUUCGAGAUUUCAGUAUGUCGACGUCGUCGGCGUUUACUGCGACGUUAAAAUCCCUCGCCGGCAACCAUGCAGGUGACGUUAGAAUGUAGAACUCGAUGUGGUCUAUUUGUAGUUCUGAUUUUAUAUUUUAUUAUAUUGAUGCAAACUUUAAUUUAAGUUCACCACGCACAGAAUGAAUAACUGUGAUUUUAACUUACAUUAUUUUGAGCUUGAUUUUAAUGCAUUGUAUAUAUUUGUUCCUUUUAUUUAAUCAUUGUACAAAGAAAACUUAGAAUUUAUGUUGUUUUGAUGUUUCUAUUUUAUUGAAAAAAUGAUCUAAAUAAAUGCUAUAAAAAGUA